Messenger RNA from Penicillium chermesinum, 693 nucleotides. RefSeq names its product PaaI family thioesterase. The transcript has a single exon. NCBI's taxonomy places the organism in Eukaryota, Fungi, Ascomycota, Eurotiomycetes, Eurotiales, Aspergillaceae. The record is from RefSeq and is a predicted model, not a curated record. The coding region runs from base 1 to 693 and encodes 230 amino acids.
AUGGUCGACACAGCUGCUGAAAUUGCCCACUUCCGCUCCCAUCCUUGGGCCAAGAACCUCAUCACCUCGGAGGACUAUGAACCAAUUAUCACCGACUCGCGGCGCAUGAAGCGUUCGGGUGAGGAUGGGUUCUUUGGGAAGACUCUAUCUACGCCUACCACAAUUCCUCACCUGAUUACUCUCCAACGCCGCAAGAUCCCUCCCGCACCGUCGGAGGUUCCGACCUGGCUUCCCGCGACCAAGCAAGAUGCUGCCGCUGCCGCAAAGCCCACUCCUGGUGUAAACCCACCUGACAUUAUCAUGAUCUGCGACCUCGGAACUCCCGGCGUGUCUGGUCAUCCAGCGACGGCGCAUGGAGGGAUCGUCGCGACGAUGAUUGACGAGGCAAUGUCAUUGGCUGUUGCAGCGCACACAACCGGCCCAGUAUCGUCUUUAGAGUCAGACGACAAUCCUCGCGGCAGUAUAUUUACUGCCCAGCUAGAUGUACGGUAUCUUCAGCGAGUAGUUACGCCCGCUCUAUUGAUUAUUCGAGCAAAGGUUGUAGGGCGUCUUGGUCGGAAGUUCUGGGUCCGGGCUCAGGCUUUGCAAGAGGACGAGGAGAGCGCAGGUGGCCAUUUGGAGUGGGCGAAGCGGAAGAUCGUGAAGGCUGAUGCCAUGGCCUUCUGGAUUAUGACGCCAAGUGAAAAGCUUUGA